Porites lobata is the source of this 2359-nucleotide messenger RNA. The record is from the annotation of a GenBank genome assembly. Lineage: Eukaryota; Metazoa; Cnidaria; Anthozoa; Scleractinia; Poritidae.
GAUGGUUUUAGACGAAGAAAAAGCGCUUUUAAGCGAGGAAAUUGUCUUUGAAAAGGUUAAAUUUUCCCUCUUUUAUCUGUUGUAUUGUUUUAGAUUCAGAAUAACUUCAAGCUGUGGUAUUUUAGCCCUUUAUGCCCCUAUCAGCCCUAUCGAUUGUGGUGACACAAUCAGGCAGUGAAACCGGCGUCCACUAUAAUGACAGGAAUAUCAGCUUAGUAUGACUGGAUUGUAAUUUAUUUGAUCGGUAAACAUACGUUUCUUAACACAAGACAACAACAAACACUUUCAUUUCCAUUUAUUUACGAAAACGUAGAUGAUAAAUCAACGGAAUAAGUUCUAAAGUGGAGGUUUUAAUGCUGUUGUUUUAAAUAAAAGGUUCAGAGUUUAAUUUGUGAUUGCCUAGAGCAUGAUUGAUAUUGUCCUCAAUCAAGCAUGGUUCAUCUGUAAGCUGAAUCUUCUCUUUUUUAACAAGUUUAUUGUAGGUUUGAGUAAAAUGCCAACCACGAUCGCAAAAGUCAGAGUUUUUAAAUUUUUCUGACUGUGAAUACAAAAAAUGAAGAUGUGAAUUGGCAAGAGUUGUUGGCCAAGAUUGAGAAGGAGACAAAAUUCAGCCAAUGAAAUUGCACAAACUAUAGCAGUGUUGUAGAGAACUUAACAUGUUUUCACAAGAUCUGACAGUGUCACAUGAAUAAUUGUGAUAGUGCUUUGCAGCUAAUGGCCGCAUUGACCUCUGCUCUCUCUGCUAUAGAAUGAUGAUUCCGACCCAGAAGAUGAAGGUGAACAGGAGGAGUCACCAGAGAGUGGAGAUGAAGAUGACGAAGAGGAGGAUGAAGAAGAAUUAGAGGAUCCCGGGGAUAAAGUCAGAGAAGCAUGUGCUCAGCAUAAAGAGUGUGCUAAACUUUUUGAGGAAUUAGAGGCUUGCAAUAAUCGAGUGAACAGCAAGUCAAAUACGGAGGAGAUAUGUGUACAGGAGUUGUUUGAUUUCUUAGAGUGCCGUGAUAAAUGUGUAAGUAAUAUUAGCAUUUCUUACUUCUUGUUGAUGUUUGCAAUGCAUAGAUCCAGAAAAUCUUCGUACUCCUCUGUGGAAGUGAUUAGAAGUUCCCGUGUUUCACGUCAUCAUAAAAAACUCCAACAAGUAUUUUAGACCCUCCUUACUUACUCCUUAAGCUUCUACUUACUUGGAAAAAUGGAACGAGACAACCUUUCCAUAGAGAACCUUUUUCUAGCAUUUUUCAUAGAAGGUAAUUUUUUGUUGAACAUUUGCCAUUUUUGAGCCACUAUUUCAAGAAGUUCUUGGAGAUGAGCUACAUCCUAUAUGUUAAAGGAGCUGUGUCAUGAAAUUUAUCAAAUUCGAAUGGGAACUGCCACCAAACUAAGUGAAACGUGAAAUAACUGCUGAGGGCAUGAAUAGAAGGUAUAAAUAAAACAACAAAAUACAAAAGGAGGAACAGAUGGACAAAUUUGAAGAUUGAAACAGAAAUGUACUGUAUUUUGAAAACUUGUUAGCCUAACAUUUUUUCAAAGUUCAUGUGCUUUGUUUGUAACAUUUGAAGUACUGCCUGAGAGACAUGAAGCUGUGAUUUUGCCAUUUACACAUAAGUUCCAUAGCAUUUAACGACGUGUAAGUGACAUUGUUGACAAAAUGAACUAGACAGCCGUGACACAACCUCUUUAAUUGAACUGUUGAAAUUUUAGGGGAAAAAGUGCAGCUGGGUGUUUCCAAGGAAACCAGUCAUUUCGAUACAAAGUUGUUUUGAUACAUACACAAGCAGUGACAUUGCACAAAAAUUUUGUUAACUUUAAGUCUAUUUUGCACAUGAACAAGAAAAACAUUUUAGGUGAAUAUUAUUAUAUUUAUUUUGUUCUUUAAGCCAUGUGGAACAAUUUACACCUUGCCUGAAUAAACUUGUAUCGAAACGACUUUGUAUGAAAAUGACCGGUAAUCGUUUGCAAUACUAUUUCAUGUGACAUCUGGAAAUAUCCAUAACAUUAUUUUUUUAGGCCUGGUUACUUGCUUUUUAAAGCAACAAACAUAAUAUUUUGUUGCAUUGAACAUCUUAUAUCAUAUUUUAUCAUUUUGGUCUCACAGGGUUCAUUUAUCUUACAUUGUAAGUCGUGAUGUUUAUUUUGUUUUUUCAGCUUGCACAUAGUUUGUUUUCAAAAGUAAAGUGAUGAAAAUUCAUGCAAGUAUCUUCAAUGUUUGUAAGGAUGAGGAUGUUCCAGCUUGAUUGCAAAGAUGUUAAAAGUGUCUGUUGGGAACACUGGCUGUUUAGUCCUUUUUCAUCUUUUUCCUGAAUUACCCACCAUUUUAUUUUAAUGCCAGGAAUUAUUUACAGCUGUCUGGACAGUAAUGUGCUUG